CCUUUCAGAGCUUCCCAAGCUAAGGAAGUCAGGGACAAAGCAUAGUUAAGUAUGUUUAGUGUACUCAAGACUAAACAUUCAGUCCUAUUGGUAUAGAAAGUGAGAGGCUGGGGCUGCCACACCCAUGUUAAAGACUUCAAUCGCAUGAGAGCCACACCGAACCCAGAGGACUUUAUCUGAGCACUUGUGUCUGUUACACGCAGUGUAACGUUAGUGGAGUCCAGAGAAAUUCAUCACACACACAGCAGGAUGUAUGAACGCGCACUGUUCGCUCUCUGCCUGCUUACUUUGGUGCUGUUUCAAAGCGCUGCGUCUUGUGAGUUGAGGCCUGUGCUUGCUCAGGUUCCUAAGAGGCUGCCCGCCGGUUAUGUCAUCCCCGAAAGCAAGGAAGGAUUGAGUCUCAAAGGCUGUGCGGCCAAACCUGUGGCCUAUACUUCCAGUGACCCUGACUUCACUGUGAAUACAGAUGGAGCCAUUAUCACAGUUCAUGGUUUGGAGAUUACGACAAAGCAGUUUUCUGUACUGGUGCAGGAUGAGAAUGGAAUGGAUUGGAGGGUGGACAUAAUCCUGUCCUGUAAAGAUGAGGCAUCUCAGAAGUCUAGCAGUGUGGCUCUCAAGCGCACUAAGAGAAGAUGGAGACCGUUGCCUUUCAAUUUAGUUGAGAAUGACAAGCCUCCAUUCCCAAAGGAUCUGGAGACGAUUGCAUCUGAUUCUUCAGUAAAUUACACAGUGUAUUAUGUAAUCAGUGGGCAGGGUGUUACUACAGAUCCUGUAGGCCUUUUCACCUUAAACAGGAACACCGGCUUGCUGAAGGUGACCAGGACCGUCGACCGUGAGCAGUACCCACAAUUCAAUUUUAUCGCUCGUGUGUUUGACAUGAGUGGCAGGGAAACAGAUGAAUAUCUGCCCAUCACUGUGAUAGUGCAGGAUCAGAACGAUAACGCCCCUGAGUUCAUAGGAGGUCGAUUCUUCACUGUAGAAGAACGGUGCAGGGCAGGUACUGUAAUAGGAAAAGUGAAUGCCACAGAUAAAGAUGAGCCAAACACCCCCCACACCUUGAUCAAGUUUACUCUGCACAACGCUACUGACAUGUUCUCCAUCGAUUCUUUUACCGGAGUAAUAACUUCUAAAACUAACACCUUAGACAGAGAGACCCAGGACAAAGUCUACGUUGAGAUAGAGAUCAGAGAUAUGGGCGGUGCUCCUAGUGGGCUCUUCAGCAGAGGAACAUUUGUGAUUACUCUCACAGAUGUUAAUGACAACCCUCCUACCUUUAAAGAGAAGUUGUACAAGGCCAGCGUUCAAGAGAACCAAGAAAAUGUGCUAGUUACUAGGAUACCGGUGGAAGAUAAGGACUUGGUGAACACCCCCAACUGGAAGGCCCUGUUUGAGGUCACAAAAGGAAAUGAAAGUGGGAACUUCAGGAUGGAGACAGACCCCAAAACCAACGAGGGGCUUCUGUAUGUGAUAAAGGGUUUGGAUUAUGAAAAAACUCCACUGGUGAAGCUGGAAAUAACUGCUCGUAAUGAGGUUCCACUGGUUGGGCCUGAAAAUAAAUGGCUGUCUGUGCCACUCGAGCUCAGUGUGGGAGAUGUAGAUGAAGGACCAGAGUUCAACCCUGACACUCUAUUUCUCAAAGUCAAGGAGAAUGUUGCCAACGGAACCGUCAUUGGAACCUAUAAAGCUCUGGAUCCAGAAAAGAAGAACAGUGACGGAAUAAAGUACUAUAAGAUGACUGACCCAGGCAACUGGAUCACUGUGGUGGAGAACACUGGAGAACUGAAAACAGCCAAUACUUUAGAUCGAGAAUCACCUUUGGUCCGGAAUGAUAUGUACAACAUAACCAUCAGAGCUGUGGAUGAGAGUAAGAAGACAGGAACAGGGACAGUUAUAAUCAAGAUACAAGAUGUUAAUGACAACAUCCCUAUGAUUACGAAUCCAGAACCGAUCUUGUGUAAUAAGGGUGAUACGCUGAGCUCUGUUUUGGUUGAAGCCAUGGACCUGGACAGGCCACCUUACUCUAUUCCCUUCAUUUUCGAACUUGGAGCAGAUCAUGAUGGGAGCUGGAAAUUGAAGGAUACUACAGAUUCUUCUGUGGUGCUGGAACAGACUAUGCCAAUGCCCAACGGUCUCUACAGCGUUCCUCUCUUGGUGAAGGAUCUGCAGGGAUUCGGGAAAGAGCAGACUGUGAAUGUGCGAGUGUGCACUUGUGAGAGGGAGGAUAACGGAGGAACAUGUGGGGCUCGGAGCGCCUCUUCUUCUUUGGGCAGUUUGGGAAUCCUUGCCUUAGUUCUCUCUGGCCUGCUGCUGCUACUUUUAAGUCUGUUGCUCAUCUUCAUAUGCAGCACUAAGAGAGACAAGCUUUACAUCAACGAUGACACAGGAACAGGUGGAAUGCUGCUGAAAUCCAACACUGAGGCUCCUGGUGAAGAAGUGAAAGAAGGUGCUUUGAUGAUAAUUCCUGGGAUAGGGCUAGAUGUAGUGGACGGGUCACUGCAGAGCGGCCUCAUGGAAAGUAAGAACGUGACUACAGCUUCAGGGCGCUACGGGCAGUCGUUUUUCCAGGGAGGAGGCGUGUACAACACCACCACUCAAGAGUUUGGGACAGAGAAGUACUACUCAUCUGGACGCUAUGAUAACAACUUAUACGGCAAUGCCACGAUGCAGAAACUCACCAAUGCGAGUGCUCUGGACACAUGGAAAACCAACGGACGCUACUUGGACAGGAAACUGGCUUACUUCGGAGACGAGGAGGAGGGGAGGUAUGCGGAUGACCUGCUGAAGACUUAUGGGCAUGAGGGGAUGGGAUCUCCUGCAGGCUCUGUAGGAUGUUGUAGCAUCGUGGGCGAACAGGAAUCGUUGGAAUUUUUGAACACUCUCAGCCCUAAAUUCAGACCACUGGCGGACGUCUGCUACACCACAAAUCGAACCGGAAACUAAAUGCUGAAUGCUGUUUGCCAGAGGCCUUCAAUGCAGAAAAUCAUGUUCCUAAUCAGUAUUUUUGCCUCGUGUUCUAGUUAAAAUAUCAAAAUGUCCUUAAAAUUAAGCAAGUCUAUUUUAUGAUUGUUUCAAUGUAAGUCUCACUAAAUAUUAUAUAAUCAUGUUUCACAAUAACCUUAAGAUCCAUGAUACAUAUUCUCUAAAAUGAGUCUUAGCAUCUCAGUUUUGCUUCUUAUGUAAAUUUACCAAGGACAUUUUGAGGAUAUUAAGCUAUUUUUACUGGAAAAACGAGACAGAAAUGCUGAUUUAGAAAACUAUUUUAGCAGUACGUGCCUUUCUGAUGGAUUAAUCAAGUGCCUGCGUUUGUUUGUGUCUGUUAACUUUUGUAAGUUGAGUUUUUAAGUGUUUGAACGAUGCAAAUAAGCUUUUCUGUGAUUGUUUUGCUUUGCUUUGCAAACCUCUUCCUCACAGAGCUGAGGAAGGACAGUUUCAAUAUAAGUAUACAGAAGAGACAUUAUUUCCUCCCCGAUCGAUUGUAAUUCUCAGCCGUGUGAAGUAUUAACUGAGUCUAUAUUUACCAGACCAUGAUGAAGUGUGCUCAUAAACAUUUUUUUUUGAGGGCGUGUGGAAUUUAGAGCGCUCUUCAGCUCCAAAAGCACUUACACAUGACAUCAACUCUGGACAUUGAACUCAUCCUUAGGCCAUGAUGUAUUACUGAGAUUUUGUGUUAUUUUCUUACAACAUUUAACAGUAUAGUUGCUGAAGGGAUUUUUCAUUUCAGUUGAAAGAAACCAAAUAUUUUGUAUGUAAGUCACUUUAUGCUUUAAAUGAAGAUAGAGGUGAAAGGGUGAAAGAACAGGUAAAUUUGGGGAAAAAUAUGUUUUGAUAUUAGUUUUGGUCUGACAGCACAUUUUUGUUUAGGUUUUUUUUUUGUAUUUUUGGUAAAUAUUACCAAAAUAGAUGUUUAGAGGAUUGUUCUGAUUUUACACUUAAAGGGAUGCUCUUUGUAAAUAUUUGAAUAAAAGUGAUUACAGACCCUA
Messenger RNA from Carassius gibelio (silver crucian carp), 3980 nucleotides. Its product is annotated as desmocollin-2. Gene Ontology annotation, biological process: cell morphogenesis; homophilic cell-cell adhesion; regulation of axonogenesis. The record is from RefSeq and is a predicted model, not a curated record. Gene Ontology annotation, cellular component: cytoplasm; apical part of cell; plasma membrane. Gene Ontology annotation, molecular function: cadherin binding; calcium ion binding. The transcript is spliced from 16 exons. The coding region runs from base 250 to 2940 and encodes 896 amino acids. NCBI's taxonomy places the organism in Eukaryota, Metazoa, Chordata, Actinopteri, Cypriniformes, Cyprinidae.